AUGUCGCCCAAGGCACCAUCUGAACCGUACAUCCCCCGCCCAUUGCCUCAACAGCAGGCGGCGCGCGCGCCUAGGCCGGUGCCUCCGAAGGGGCCGGUCGAUAUUCGGCAGACGACGGAGUAUAAGUCUGCUGUGCGGAAAUGGACGAGCGCGAUUGUGGCGCUGCCCAUUGUGAUGUACACUUCCUGGAUUUUGUAUGAGCGGAUUUAUGGAAAUAAGAGCGUGAAGAAGCUGACGCUGCAAAAGAAGGAGGAGCCCUCUUCCUCAUCCUAG
Molecule: messenger RNA, 273 nt
Organism: Penicillium cinerascens
Lineage: Eukaryota; Fungi; Ascomycota; Eurotiomycetes; Eurotiales; Aspergillaceae
Exons: 3
Coding region: 1-273 (90 amino acids)
Source: RefSeq, a predicted model, not a curated record